ACAUGACAUACCAAAGAUCGUAUGACGCUGCGUAAUGCAAAUGACGUAUUGAUAGAAAAACAUGUCCGACGGCCUGCCGUAGUUCCGGAGAACUGAAGUGAAUGAACAUUUCGUCGUUGAAUCUGUAUCAGAGCAGUUCUGAUUGAACUUCUCGUAACAGAUGGAUUCUGAAGUGGCCACCGAAACUCCAGUUAACGGUCAAGGGGACACUAAGCCAAAAAGAGGAGCCGGGGACAAUCACACGAAGUCUAACCGGAUCACACGAUUGCCCCUGACAAGAAUCAAGAACAUUAUGAAAACAGACCCGGACGUGACCUUAGCCAGCCAGGAAUCAGUCCUUCUCAUAGCCAAAGCAACGGAGCUGUUCUUAGAUCACUUUGCCAAAAUGUCCUACAGUCACACCGCCAGGAGCAAGCGAAAAACAAUCAAAAGACAAGAUAUCGACCUUUCUGUUGAAGCCUUGGAUGCCUAUGCAUUUCUCGAAGGGAUGCUUGAGUGAGGUGCUCUAAAAACUGGUGUUGUUUUGAGGUCGGCAAACAAGAUCUGGAGUUGUCAUGCUUACGGAAAGGCAGAGACUACAUGUACAUGUGCUCUUUUGGUGCUAACAUGAAAACAAACAUGCACAAAACAACUGGGUCAACACUUUCACUGUGCAGAGAAACAUGCAAGUACAUUUUCUUAAAUGUACAAGUCUUACAGUGAAUCAAACAGAGGAGCUGGUAUAUGGACCUGAAUGUAAUUUUCCUGUACAUUGUAUGCACAUUUCGUCUAUACAGUGUAGUUACGAACAGUUUAUCUUUUUAAGAAGUUGAACCUGCCAAUCAUAAUGAAGUCAUCUGCCCUGCCUGAGGAAGUGCUAAGGAGCUAGCUCUUGGCCUUCAGGGGCCACUUCUUGAAAAUGUUUAGAGCAAUUUAUUGACUUUUUCUGCAGUCAGCUUCCCACUCUGGUACAUGUAUGGGGGGCAUGAGGCACGGAACAUUUAAGGCAUAAAUUGCUCAAAAUUGAAUUAGUAUUUAGUGUCCCCAACUGUUUCUUGUAGGAGGCUACAUUGUAACUUGUUUUUUAAUACCUCAGAAAAAUGAUUUGAAAACACAGAAGCACUGUGUAUGUGUGCAGUUUCAUUGCCUAGCUUUCUCUUUCAUUUGUCUUUGAAUACAAAAUAGGUCAUUCGCACACUGGCUGCCAUCUUUCAAAUAGAUAAGAAGCCUCAUUUCCCCCCUUUUGUUUUCAAAAACCUGGACUCUAAACAUGGUUACUUAACAUUUGGCAUUUAAUUAAAAAUGACGAAAACUUGAGCAUGCAUUUGGUAUCGGAGGGGCAAAGGCGAUAACAGGAAGUGUGAUGACUCUAAGAGUGGUA
Acanthaster planci (crown-of-thorns starfish) is the source of this 1360-nucleotide messenger RNA. RefSeq names its product DNA polymerase epsilon subunit 4-like. The record is from RefSeq and is a predicted model, not a curated record. Gene Ontology annotation, molecular function: protein heterodimerization activity. NCBI's taxonomy places the organism in Eukaryota, Metazoa, Echinodermata, Asteroidea, Valvatida, Acanthasteridae. Gene Ontology annotation, cellular component: nucleus; epsilon DNA polymerase complex. Gene Ontology annotation, biological process: DNA-templated DNA replication.